CUGUAUUUCCAAAGCAACAUUAUUCUUAAGGCUUUUCUCGUUAAGUACCCCACUACAUAAAUCGAGUAAUGUUUGCCUUAAUAACAACCUGUUCCGACCCCACCUCAGCAGCAAGGAAGUGUGGACAACAGGAACGCAAGGAAUACAAAGGAGAAAUCCUGCGUGCCCAGAUUCUGCUGCAGAGGAGAGAGCACCAGGAUGAGGAGACUGUAGGCACCCGCCAUAGUAUGGCCGCGUCCCGAUCCUCGCGUGUCACAAGGUCAUCAGUGGGGCUCAAUGGAUUGGAUGAAAACUUUUGUGGUCGAACCCUCAGGAACCGCAGCAUUGCCCAGCCGGAGGAGACCUCAGUGUCUCCGCUUCCAAGGGCCCGCUCGCCUAAGAAGAAGCAGGACACCAAGCAGCAGGAGUCUAAGCAGGACGCCAAGCAGGAUUCGAAACAGGACGCCAAACAGCAGGAGUCCAAGCAGGAGUCGAAACAGGACACCAAGCAGCAGGAGUCUAAGCAGGACAACAAACAAGAGGUUAGCGAGGAGUCAAAGGAGGAGUCCAAGCAGGACCGCAAGCAGGACCCGAAACCGGACAGCAGGCAGGAGUCGAAACAGAAUACCAAACAAGACGUUAAGCAGGAGUCAAAGCAGGACAACAAACAGGACACAAAGCCAGACACUCAGCAGGACGGUGAGCAGCAGGUCUCGUUGCAGGGGAAGUUAACUGAUUUGAAUGCUUCUUCUGCUGAGGCAGAGCAAUGGACCAGCUCAAGGAAGCGUGGCGUGUCUUGUUUAGAAAAAGACAUAAGUCCCGAGAACUGUGAUAGAGGGAAGGGGGCACGUGAUAUCUGUACUCAAAUCAAAAGGGCCAAGCGGUGCUCCCGCUCUGGAGAUUCUCAGGGACAUGAGGAGGACCCUGUGCUUCUAAAAACUGAAAGUCCGGUAUCUGUCUUAGAGCCCUGCAAGGAUAGCAGUUGUGAAGAAUUUCCCAGCCAAAACUCUGCAAACACUUCUCCUGUCUCACCUGUCCUCAGGAAAGAGGAGGUUGAGCUGACAGGGGGGCAAGCAGAGGAUGGCCAUGUGGAGUGUGACGGGGCAGCUCAGCCCCCGAAUGCUCACAAGGCCUCAAAUGGACUCAAAGACAAUAAAGCAGAGGAAUCUUGCACACUCACUGAAGAGCCAAGUGCAAAUCCCUCCUCUGCCAACAACUGCCUGUCUCUGCUCAAUGGCAGUCAGACAGGGGCACCCUCAUCCCCUGACCCCACCGUGCCUUGUAGAAACUCUGUCCCUGUGCAGACGGAGGUCCCUUGCUCAGAGGACUUACCUGCCUCAUCUGCGCCGAAUUUAGAGGCUGUUUCAGAGGAAUCUGUCCCUGAGUUGAUAGUGGCUGAGGAGGUGGAGGAGGUUGAGGUUGAUGUGGUGGGCAACCCGUUGUGUCUUGCCCAUGAGGAACAGGUGAUGGAGACUGAGAACAAUACCAAUGGUCGGCCACUAACACCGGUGCAGGAAGCUUCUGCCUCCACAUCCUCCAAUACCACCAAUAUGAACAAUAGUCCAAUCAACAACAACAGCAACUCAGGAGAAACUACACCCCCACUAGCAACAACCCCCUCCCCCACAGAGCCAGAGUGCACCCCCUCAAUAUCCAGCACACCUCCCUCUUUCACAGAGCUCUAUGAACACAGAUACACCCUGCGGACUUCACCCAGGAGGGCUGCCAGUGGUGGCAAGGCCUCCUCCUCUAAGCUCAGCUCUCCUCCCAGAGACAAUGGUCCCUUGAGGGAAGAGGGGGAGGUUGUGGUUGGACUGGAGGAGGACUGCCCUAUGGUUGAGGAACCUGCUCCCUCAGAGUUUAUUGGCCCCUCCAUUGAGGAGCUAGUCUGUGUGGAUCCUGGGGACAGGACAGGUGGUGAGGAGGUUGGGCUUGUGGAGGGCAAAGAGGCUGAAAAAAGCAAGGCGCUGACAAAGAGCCAGGCUGCAGAGGAGGAGGAGGAGGAGGAGGAGGAGGAGGAGGAAGAAGAGGAGGAGCCUGAUGUGUAUUACUUUGAGUCAGACCACCUGGCACUUAAACACAACAAAGAUUAUCAGAGGCUGCUGCAGACUAUCGGAGUUCUCGAGGCCCAGCGUACACAGGCCAUCCUGGACCUGGAGACGCUGGCGCGUCAGCAGAGAGAGGCACUUGCUGAUCCCAUCAGCUUUGUAGAGCAGCUACAGAAACAGGUGAGUUUGGGCUUGCCGUGUCCUCAGCGAGUCGUCCAGCUCCCUGACGUUGCGUGGGAGCAGUACACGUCAGGCCUCGGUGACUUUGAGAGAGAGUUCUGUGACAAGAAACGCAAAACUAGGCGGCUACAGCUGAUCUUUGACCAAGGUUUGCCUGAUCGACCAAAAAGUCCUGUUGAAGCCAAGAAGGAAGGCGAGUCUUCCACCAUGUACACCUCUCUGCCCAUGAGUGAUGCACCAGAGAACAGCAGGCAAUCACAGAUGAUCAGGGGGAGGAUUUGUCACCCAAACAAGUCUGACACAUUUAACCAGCUGUGGACUGUGGAGGAACAGAAAAAACUGGAGCAGCUUCUUGUUAAGUUUCCUCCUGAAGAAGUGGAGUCCAGAAGAUGGCAAAAGAUCGCAGAUGAGCUGGGCAAUCGGACAGCAAAACAGGUUGCCAGUAGGGUUCAGAAGUACUUCAUCAAACUGACUAAAGCUGGUAUCCCUGUGCCUGGAAGAACACCCAACCUGUGCAUGUACACUAAAAAGGCAUCCAGCAAGAGGCAGCAUCACCUCAAUAAGCACCUGUACCGGCCGUCUACCUUCCUGACCUCCUAUGAGCCUCCGGUCUAUAUGGACGACGACGAUGAACGCGCGGCGUAUUUCAGCAGCAUGCAGGACCCCUCUGCAGAUGACUCGGACGAGGAGGGGAUUCCUCUGGAGUUGAGAAAUUUGCCGGAGUACAAAGAACUAUUAGAGCUGAAGCGACUAAAAAAACAGACCCUGCAGGAGAUCCACGAGGACAAGGCCAGUGUGCGGCAUGUAGGCUACAAGUGUGACGUCUGUGGCAUGGAUCCCAUCCAGGGAGUGCGGUGGCACUGUCAGGAUUGUCCGCAAGACAACUCGGUCGAUUUUUGCUCCAACUGCUCGGACUGCUUGUUCAAGACGGAGACCCACAAGCCGAACCAUCAUUUAGAACCGGUGCACCAGCCUGACACCUUUCUAGACAGAGACUACUGCCUGCCGCAGAGCACAGGCUACAACUACCUGGACCCUAACUACUUUCCAGCCAACAGAUGACAGAGUCGCAGACGCCUCUAGCUCCAGGCUCUCUCCACAUAUCCCACAGGCCACUCUGUGCAUGGCUCCAUCCUCCAAGUCCAAGAUAACCGCUUAACCCGCCGCCAGGCAGGAAGGGCCAGCAGGCAGGCAGACAGCCAGGGGGCCUCGGAGCAGACCACAGUGCUGCUGGUGGGAGGGGCUGUUAUAUUGGCCUCCCUGACUCAAGCAAAGGGCGGGGCCAUGUUGGUUCCUCAGAACAAGGGGGGCCUUGCUCCACCUCAGCCAGGUCAAUAAAUGGAUCUGUGAUUGGAAAUGAUACACUAUUUUAAAAAAAACAAACAAACUAAACAGAAGGCACACCGACAUUCCCGAGUUCUGUGACCCCACCAGGGCUCUCCCUCCCCUUCCUCCUCAUCCCCCUAGUGACCUCCCUGUGCUGCUUCAAACUGGAGACCUAACAGCCAGUCUGGUGAAGCGCCACCUAACAGAGAUGUGUGGUCAUACUGGACUGUGAAGUCAUCAACUGAGAUACACAUAGGUGGUUCGUGUGUGUGUGUGUGUGUGUGUGUGUGUGUGUGUGGUCUCCGUGAUAUGCAAGAGUGAAAAAUGUUCUAGCUAGGUAUCCGUAGAUUGAGUAUUUAUGCGUCACAGCUUCCUCAGCAGAAGUUGUGACUAAUGCGGGGAAGUUUGGCGGCGUGGGGACUUGACAUGGAGGUCGGUUUUGGUUUUGGGGCUGCAGACUGUAGGAAGUCCUGCUGACCCGUAUGACGUUCUGCAGUCCUAUAUGUGUUAAACGGAUAGCGCGCCAUGUUUCAGCAUGGAGCCAACCCAACCACUGUCACACAUCGCUGCUCUCUAACACCUCACCUUUCACACACCUUCAUCUGUGUUUCCUUUUCCCUUUGCUCUCUCCACUAAAACAUGUCUAACAAAAAGCACUACAGCACGGAGAGCAAAUGUUUUUGAAGGCAGACUACGAGGCGAAUGGGAACGUACGGGGGGGAAAAGUACAUGACUGUUUUUUUGUUUUUGUUUUUUUUUCCUCCCCCUGAUGUGUGCCGUUGUUGAUCAUGUUGAGUGUAAAAGUAUAUGGUGAAAAGUAGCCAGCGCUAGUUGCUGUGUGCCAUUUUUAAAAGAUAAUUUUUUUUUUUUCCCCCAGGCGGGUAGACAUCAACCUUUGAACGUGGCCACGACCCCUCCUCGACCCACAUAUCCCGCCAGCAAGUCGUCAUGCCUCUAGAUCUUUAAUUUUGCAGUUCACUUUAAAAAGGUCCCAUUUAAAAGAUUGUAUUUUUAUUAAUCUAUUUAAAAAAAAAAAAAAGAAUUGAGGUAGAGGUUGGUGCCUCCACAGUGGAACAACCCAAACAAUUUUAUACACAUAGAUUUUGUUGUGCUUGAGUAGACACCAUUUUGUAUGGUUUUCGUCUCCUUCCCUCACCCCCCUUGCCCUGCUUCAAUAUCUGUGUAUAAGUCUGUUCUUAUGUAAAAAAAAUAAUAAUGUAAAAAAAAAAUGCUAGAGGAGAACCAUGGAAAUAAAAGUAUGUGAAAAUA
Molecule: messenger RNA, 4802 nt
Organism: Labrus mixtus (cuckoo wrasse)
Lineage: Eukaryota; Metazoa; Chordata; Actinopteri; Labriformes; Labridae
Gene: zzz3
Product: zinc finger, ZZ-type containing 3
Exons: 12
Coding region: 69-3269 (1066 amino acids)
Molecular function (GO): zinc ion binding
Source: RefSeq, a predicted model, not a curated record